AUGUCUUCCUCUAUUGAUCAGCUAUUUGGGAAACCCGAUGGGAAGAAAGUCGAGUCCACAGUGGACAAACUGUUCAACUCCGCUGCCAAACCAAUUGAGGAUACGUCUGCAUUGAAGAAGAGGACAGUGACCCAGUUGGAGCGUGCGGAACCUGUUGCUGUUGCAGAAGAGGACUCGGAGUCCACGGAGGAAACCGCGUUGCCCGCUGUUGACUCAAACAAGAAGAAGAGGAAGAGAAGCAAGAACGACGAGAAUGACCAACUCGAGUCGCAAUACUACGAGAAACUGAUGUCCGAUGAUGGAGAAACGGAGAACUCGUUGAAGGACGACGGUUAUGUGGAGACGGUGAAAGUUGCAAGGGCAGAGCAGGCUAAAGUGCUUGAUUUGAAGGACGAUGAGUUGGCCAAGGCGGAGAGGACCGUUUUCGUUGGGAACUUGGCCAACGAGCUUAUCAGCUCCAAGACUCUGUACAAAGAGUUCAAGAAACUGUUCUCCACGAAUCCAAAGGAGGGCCAGGACAAGGCGCUCGCGAUCGACAGUAUCAGGUUCAGAUCUAUCUCGUUUGAUGAACCGUUGCCUAGGAAAGUCGCAUUUGUGCAACAGAAACUGCACAAAUCUAGGGACUCGAUCAACGCAUACAUCGUUUACAAGACCAAAGAUGCAGUUAAACUUGUCUGCCAGAAACUGAACGGUGUUGAGUUCCACAACCGCCACUUGAGAGUGGACUCCGUGUCGCACCCAACGAAGCACGACAAACAACGGUCCGUGUUCAUCGGGAACCUCGACUUCGAGGAGGACGAGGAGACUCUGUGGAAACAUUUCGCGACGUGUGGGCCGAUCGAGUACGUCCGUAUAGUGAGGGACUCGAAGACUAAUGUUGGGAAAGGUUUCGCGUACGUCCAGUUCAAACAACUAGAAACGGUCAGCAAAGCUCUGCUACUCAACGAUAAACCCAUGAAAUCCGCGUCCAACGAGAAGAAGAAGGCUAGGAAAUUGAGAGUCUCCAGGUGCAAGAACAUCAAGAAGACCGCCGCGCAGGACCCUCGCAACGAAUCCAAAUACGACAAGCUGAACGAGACGCAGAAGACCAGGUUCGGGAGAGCCAAAAGGGUGCUUGGGAAGGCGGACAAAGCCACUUUGGGUAAGGAACUGACCAUUGAGGGUAUGAGAGCCUCGAAGAACGACAAGCAAAACACUCUGUCGCACUUGAAGAAGAGGAAACAAAGAUCCAAGACGGGCAGAGUCACCAAACGGUCCAUCGCUUACAAGAAGAAACUGGCCUCUGGCAAAGAAUAA
Huiozyma naganishii CBS 8797 is the source of this 1296-nucleotide messenger RNA. It is a transcript of the gene NOP12, whose product is annotated as rRNA-processing protein NOP12. The record is from RefSeq and is a predicted model, not a curated record. The transcript has a single exon. NCBI's taxonomy places the organism in Eukaryota, Fungi, Ascomycota, Saccharomycetes, Saccharomycetales, Saccharomycetaceae. The coding region runs from base 1 to 1296 and encodes 431 amino acids. Gene Ontology annotation, molecular function: RNA binding.